UCGCCGGCUUCAACGCACGUCGACGAUGCUUCGACAAGCCCGUCGCCUCCAUGCGUCUGUGAUACCCGCAACAUCUGCGCUCAAUGCGCAGCGCCUGUUCAGCAGCAAAGUGUACGCGAACGCGGAUGAUGCUGUCAAGGACAUCAAGUCUGGAUCCAAGCUGAUCGUGGGUGGAUUUGGGCUGUGCGGUAUUCCCGAAAGUUGUAUCGAUGCCUUGGUUCGCCUCGGGCCCAAGGACCUGACCUGCGUGUCCAACAAUGCUGGCGUUGACGACUACGGCUUGGGCUUGUUGUUGCAGUCGCGUCAAAUCAAGCGCAUGAUUUCGUCGUAUGUCGGGGAAAACGCCUUGUUUGAGAAAUUGUACCUUUCGGGCGAACUCGAAGUCGAAUUGACCCCCCAGGGGACCCUGGCUGAACGCAUUCGCGCUGGUGGCGCGGGUAUUCCUGCGUUUUUCACCCCCACAGCUUACGGUACCAUCAUCCAAGAAGGAGGGUUCGGUAUCAAGCUCAAGAGCGACGGAUCCGUGGACAUUCCUAGCAAACCGCGCGAAGUUCGCCAAUUCAACGGUCGCAAUUAUGUCAUGGAAGAAGGCAUCACGGGAGACUUUGCCUUGGUGAAGGCAUGGAAGGGCGACAAAGACGGCAACUUGGUCUUCAAGGGCACCACGCGCAACUUCAACGUCGACGCGGCCAAAGCUGGUCGCACUACCAUCGUCGAAGUCGAAGAAUUGGUUGAAAUUGGCGAUAUUCACCCUGAUGACAUUCAUGUUCCGGGGGUGUACGUGCAGCGCAUCUUCAAAGCGACCCGCAACGAAAAGCGCAUCGAGCGACUCACUGUCUCCGACAACACGGUGCUGUCACCUCGUCUUUCGUCACCGCGACUAACUCGUGGUCUCGAGCAGAAGAGCGCUAAAGUCACGCCGGACCGUGAGCGCAUCAUCAAGCGCGCCGCGAAAGAAUUGCAAGACGGCAUGUACGUGAACUUAGGCAUUGGACUGCCGACGUUGGCACCCAACUACGUCCCGAAGAACGUCAAGGUGGUCCUGCAGAGUGAAAAUGGCUUGCUGGGCAUGGGACCGUACCCCAAGACGGGUGAAGAAGACGCCGAUCUCAUCAACGCGGGCAAGGAAACAGUCACGUACUUGCCUGGAUCGUCGACGUUUUCGUCGUCGGAAUCGUUUGGGAUGAUUCGCGGCGGCCACAUCCAUUUGACAAUCUUGGGUGCCCUGCAAGUGGCGCAAAACGGCGAUCUCGCCAACUGGAUCAUUCCUGGCAAGAUGGUCAAGGGUAUGGGCGGCGCGAUGGACUUGGUCGGGUCCGGCAACCGCGUUGUUGUCACGAUGGAGCACAACGCCAAGAACGGCAGCGCCAAGAUCCUCAAGAGCUGCAAACUACCGCUCACGGGCAAACAAGUCGUGAACCGCAUCAUCACGGAGCUUGCUGUAUUUGACGUGAUCCAGGGCAAACUCGUGCUCAUUGAACACGCCCCCGGUGUCACUGUCGACGAGAUCAAGGCUCGCACGGAAGCCGACUUCACCGUGUCCCCCAGCCUGACCACGAUGGAAUAAGGGUCGAAUAAUAUCACAUAGGAGCAUCCCAUUUGCCACAGACACCGAUGCAUACUGAUGCAGCCCAUGAACGGAAGCAGGACGAAGAUGGCAAGCUGCCGUGCAUUCCAUGCGUCCCGCCGACGCAUGGCACCUGUGGCCGAGACACGUUGCACGGCUACAGCGAUAGGAAGGGAGCUGUCGUGCGGCGAAUUGUGGGGUACGAUGCACGCCGAACGAAUCGUGUUGCG
This is a messenger RNA of Aphanomyces invadans, 1797 nucleotides long. RefSeq lists its product as hypothetical. Gene Ontology annotation, molecular function: succinyl-CoA:3-oxo-acid CoA-transferase activity. The transcript has 6 exons. Bases 26 to 1567 code for a protein of 513 amino acids. Gene Ontology annotation, biological process: ketone body catabolic process. Lineage: Eukaryota; Oomycota; Saprolegniomycetes; Saprolegniales; Verrucalvaceae. The record is from RefSeq and is a predicted model, not a curated record.